Messenger RNA from Sorghum bicolor (sorghum), 717 nucleotides. RefSeq lists its product as uncharacterized. NCBI's taxonomy places the organism in Eukaryota, Viridiplantae, Streptophyta, Magnoliopsida, Poales, Poaceae. The transcript has a single exon. The record is from RefSeq and is a predicted model, not a curated record. The coding region runs from base 96 to 341 and encodes 81 amino acids.
UUUGUGGGCAUUAGAGCUACAACAAGAGAAAGCAAAAAAUACCAAACCUUGGAAGACAACAAAUAAGGGGAGCUAGAUACCACGCAUAUCUAAACAUGCCGUCCCGCAACAAGAUCAGCGUGGCCAUGCUGAGCUUGGCCCUGAUGGGUCUGCUCCUUUGCCACCUCGCCACCACCGCCUCCGCCGCCACCGACAGCGAAGACGGCUCGGUGAGAGACGGCGGCAGCCCCGCCCCCGACUCCGGCGAAGGCCGCGUCGUCUAUGCGGAUAUGAGGUUGGCUGAUUCAGAAUCCAGCUCAUCCGAUGCGCCGGCGUCGGCGCUGGCGCCGUCGUCCAGUUGAACGAAGCGACGGUGGUGGUUAAAAACUUAUCAGGUCACGUGUGGCCGGCUACUAUUUUUUCCGUAAGUAAAGAUAGGCAAAGCGUGGCCAAAUAAUUUUAUAAGCAAGUAAUAAGUGUGAUGGGUUAAUCGAAAUGAUCAAUGUAUGACGUGUGGGCCAGGAGUUAUGGCUUGCCUAGCCACAUGUUAUUCUACGUCUCCUAUCUUCGUUGCACGUCUUUUUUUCCCCUUGUGUUAUUAUAUAUAUCUUGAGUUCUUGAUGGAUUCCGACUUACCAAUUGUUUGUUCAACUUCAUUAUUCCAUUACUUUUAAUGGAGAAGUGUACCUGUUCGUUGUGUAUGCGCAAAUGGAAUGUCCAACAUCAUUGAUUCCCACA